ACUACUCCCUGACGGCUCCCUUUGUCUCAGCGCCGACAUGCCGUGGGUACUCUGACCGACUUGUUCUCAAUCACGACUUAGGGGCGUGUGACAGCAGCAUUAUGUCGGAAGAGAGUGAGAUGGACAAGGCCUACAUCCGAGCCACAGUCACAUGCCGAUAACGAUUUCUGGCCUUAGACACCGGAGAGGUACGGAGGGACCACGACCGCAAUCUGCUCGGCAACAUUCACUGUCCGGCAGCAUUUCAUGGUUGAUCUACUGCUAGAGGCUUUUGAAAAUUGAGGAUAUACUAGAUCUUCAACCACAACAACCCCCGGCCGUCGGUUUAUUGUGCUGUCUGGAUCGAGGAAGUCAUCAAUUUUUGUCCCUGGACCGUGUUCAACACGUACACACCCACCUGGACUUCUGCUUUGAUUUUCUCCAAUUUACCUAACACCUCUUUACGUGGAGGCAAGAUGGUAACCCCUACAACCGGGUCCAAGGUUCCCAGACCGCCAGCGAACCCACUGUCAGAGGAGCGAGACAAGCCGCGGCUCACGGACGCAGAAAAGAAGAGGAACCAUAUCGCCUCUGAACAGAAGCGGCGCCAGGCCAUCCGGCUGGGCUUCGACCGGCUGAGCGAGAUCGUGCCCGGGUAUCGGGGCCAGGCCCGGUCCGAGGGCCUCGUGCUCAACGGCACGGCCGAGUACAUCCGCAAGCUGGCGCAGGAGCGGCGCGAGCUGCUCGAGGCGUGCGACGCGAACGGCGUCGCGGUCGACGACGAGAUGAGAAAGGCGAUAGACAAGUUCCCCUGGGAAUGGAUAGAUGGCUUGCUUAUGGAGAAGAGCGGUGCCGAGGGCAGUGAGGUGCCCGAAGGCAGCGAGCCUCCGGAGGGCAGCGAGCCUGCCGAUGGCGGGUGAUAGCUGAUUAUGGAGUACGGCUCUGUCGUUCACGGUUCGCGCGGAAGAGACGGGAGCAUGGAAUGCUAGGAAAUAUUGGCUGG
Molecule: messenger RNA, 982 nt
Organism: Parathielavia appendiculata
Lineage: Eukaryota; Fungi; Ascomycota; Sordariomycetes; Sordariales; Chaetomiaceae
Exons: 3
Coding region: 456-899 (147 amino acids)
Biological process (GO): regulation of transcription by RNA polymerase II
Molecular function (GO): DNA-binding transcription factor activity, RNA polymerase II-specific; RNA polymerase II cis-regulatory region sequence-specific DNA binding; protein dimerization activity
Source: RefSeq, a predicted model, not a curated record